GUAGGGAGGCUGCGGUUCCCCGACGCCGCAGAGCGCUCCGCCAGCUCGGGCUCAGCACCGCGACGUCCGGGGUCGGUGGACGCUCUCAGGCCUUGGCCGUCUCCCUCUCUCCUCUUGCCUCGGGGCAGGUUGGCCCUUGGUCUCCUCCGAAGGUCCGGAGAGAGGAGGCGCGGCCGUGGAGCCCGGGAAAGCGGCGAUGGAGCAGAGGUCACAGAAGAGUUCGCGGGGCGGCGCGGGUUCGACGCCCGGGCGGGUCCCCGCGUCUAGGCCCCCCGCAUCCUGGACGCUCGCGUCCCGUCCCGCACAGCCGCGGGGCUCGAGGCUCUGGCUCUUCCCCAGUGCCGCCGGACUCCGCAGCGCGCUGUCCCGGAGGACCGAGGCGACACGCCAGAUGUGCUGCACGCACGGGCGUCUGGCGGUGCUGGAGCGUGGCGGGGCCGGCAUCGAGGUCCACCAGCUGCUGGCGGAGAGCGACGGCGCCAGGAAGCCGAAGUGCAUUAAGUUAGGAAAAAAGAUGAAGAUACAUUCCAUGGACCAAGGAGUGGAGCACAUGCUGAUUCUGUCCUCAGACGGAAAACCAUUUGAGUACAACUAUAGCAUGGAACACGCAAGGUUUCAGUGCAUUUUACAAGAAAAAAGUAUAAUUCAGAUCACAUGUGGAGACUAUCAUUCUCUUGCACUCGCAAAAGGUGGUGAGCUUUAUGCUUGGGGCCAGAACUUACACGGCCAGCUAGGAGUUGGAAGUGAAUGUACCUCAACCCCCACACCGCAGAUUGUGGAGCACCUGUCGGGAGUCCCCUUGGUUCAGAUUUCUGCGGGAGAAGCCCACAGCCUGGCCUUAUCCAUGUCCGGAAACGUUUACUCAUGGGGAAGAAAUGAUUUUGGACAGCUGGGCCUGGGCCACACCGACAAUAAAGAUUAUCCUGCCCUCAUUGAAGCACUGGACAAUCAGACAAUUGAAUUUCUCGCUUGUGGCGGCUCUCACAGUGCCCUGCUCACGAAGGAUGGGCUGGUGUUCACUUUCGGUGCUGGAAAAUAUGGGCAACUCGGUCACAAUUCAACACAGAAUGAGUUAAAACCCUGUUUGGUGACUGGGCUCGUUGGGAAUAGAGUGACCCAGAUAGCAUGUGGAAGGCGGCACACACUUGCCUUUGUUUCUGAUUUGGGGAAGGUCUUUUCUUUUGGUUCUGGAAAAGAAGGACAACUGGGAAACGGUGGGACACACAAUCAGCUGAUACCACUUCCCAUGAAAUUGUCAUCAAAUGAAGAGCUCAAAUUUGAAAGCCGCACCUCAGAAAAGGAGUUAAUAAUGAUUGCUGGAGGGAAUCAAAGCAUUUUGCUUUGGAUGGAAAAAGAGAAUUCCUAUGUUAAUCUGAGGAGGAAAAUUCCUACCUUGAAUGAAGGCACUGUGAAGAGAUGGAUUGCUGAUGUGGGGACUAAACGGUGGCAAAAUACAAAAAGGGAAAUCAGAGAGAUAUUUUCAUCUACUGCGUGUCUGACUGGAAGUUUUUUAAGGGAAAGAAUAGCUGGAGAAAUGGUGUCUAUUCAUUUGGACUUAAAUAUAGCAAGAAACAUCUUUAAGAAGUUAACCCAAAAGGACUGGAUUACUAACACGAUAACCACGUGUCUCAGGGAAAAUCUGAUCAAAAGUCUUCCAUUUCAUUCUCCACACCAAGAAGCUUUAGCAGUUUUCUUCCUUCUCCCAGAAUGUCCCGUGAUGCAUGAUUAUAACAACUGGGAGAGCCUGGUGGUUCCGUUUGCUGAGGCUGUUUGUAAAAUGAGUGGUCAGUCAUCAAGGGUUCUGGAGGAAUAUUGGGCUUCUCUGCAAGAAUCUACUUUCAUCACACUGGUCCAGAUGUUUAAAAACGCCAUCGUUGCUCAACUGCAUUAUUGGAAUGAAAGUGCUGAGAAUAACUGUCACAUUAAAGCUCUGCUAGAAAUGUUAAAAAAGCUGCACAGGGUAAACCAGACUAAAUAUCAAUUGCCUGAAAAUAUCUUCAAAGUAAAUGAACUCACGCACUGGCUUGAUUUUUAUGCAGACGCAUGUAAAAGGUCAUCUUGGAAAAUGAACUCAGACACUUCAGUAGACAUCCAGUCUCCUGUCAUAUUCAGUCAUUUUCCAUUUAUCUUUAACAUUCUGUCGAAAAUUAAACUACUGUAUGCAGACUCGCUUUUAAAAAUACAGGAGAAGAAAUUACGCAUGUGUAUGAGGUUGGCUGGCAUUAUGGGACGAGAAGGGUCCCCACUGGCCUUGCUGCCCACCUUUAACCUAACAGUCAGAAGGAAUCACUUGAUUGAGGAUGCUUUGAAUCAGCUAAAUCAGUUCGAGAAUGAAGAUCUGAGGAGGGAGUUACUGGUUUCAUUUAGUGGAGAAAUUGGAUAUGACUUUGGAGGUGUCAGGGCAGAGUUUUUCCACUGUCUGUUUAAAGAAAUGACCCGACCAGAGUACGGCUUGUUCACAUAUCCUGAAGAGGCUUCCUGCAUGUGGUUUCCUGUCAAGCCUCUAUUUGAGAAGAAGAGUUACUUCUUCUUUGGGGUUCUGUGUGGACUUUGUCUGUUCAAUUGCAAUGUUGCCAACAUCCCUUUCCCACUGGCUCUGUUUAAGAAACUUUUGGACCAAACACCAUCAUUAGAAGACUUGAAAGAACUCAGUCCUGUUUUGGGAAAGAGUUUGCAAACACUUCUGGAUGAUGAAGGCAAUGACUUUGGGGAAGUAUUUCACGUCUGUUUUAAUGUGCACUGGGACAAAAAUGAUGUAGACUUAAUUCCUGAUGGAAGUCACGUAAUUGUCAGCCAGACUAACAAGAGAGACUAUGUUUCUAAGUAUGUCAAUUACAUCUUCAACAUCUCUGUAAAGGCAGUUUAUGAAGAGUUUCAAAGAGGAUUUUAUAAAGUGUGUGACAAGGAGAUUAUUGAAUUUUUCCAUCCUGAAGAACUCAAGGAUGUGAUUAUUGGAAAUACAGAUUACGACUGGGAAACAUUUGAAAAGAAUGCACAUUAUGCACAAGGAUACGACAAUUCACAUCCCACCAUAGUGAUGUUUUGGAAGGCUUUACACAAAUUGACUUUGGAGGAAAAGAAAAAAUUCCUUGUAUUUCUUACAGGAACCGACAGAAUUCAAGUAAAAGGUUUACAGAACAUGAAAAUAACAUUUUGCUGUCCUGAAAAUUUGAAUGAGAGAGAUCCCAUAAGAGCACAGACAUGUUUUAGUGUCCUCUACCUCCCUAAAUACUCUACAAUGGAAAGGGUGGAAGAAGCACUUCAGGUAGCCAUCAACAACAACAGGGGCUUCGGCUGACCCUGCCCCGCACUCCUUACCCCUUUGGGGAAAUGCUUUCAAAAAUAAAAUUAACUCAAAAAUUAA
Molecule: messenger RNA, 3364 nt
Organism: Camelus dromedarius (Arabian camel)
Lineage: Eukaryota; Metazoa; Chordata; Mammalia; Artiodactyla; Camelidae
Gene: HERC5
Product: HECT and RLD domain containing E3 ubiquitin protein ligase 5
Exons: 23
Coding region: 197-3298 (1033 amino acids)
Biological process (GO): ISG15-protein conjugation; ubiquitin-dependent protein catabolic process; protein polyubiquitination
Cellular component (GO): cytoplasm
Molecular function (GO): ubiquitin protein ligase activity; ISG15 transferase activity
Source: RefSeq, a predicted model, not a curated record